Hyalella azteca is the source of this 5970-nucleotide messenger RNA. RefSeq names its product ras association domain-containing protein 8 (gene RASSF8). Gene Ontology annotation, biological process: signal transduction. The transcript has 10 exons. The record is from RefSeq and is a predicted model, not a curated record. NCBI's taxonomy places the organism in Eukaryota, Metazoa, Arthropoda, Malacostraca, Amphipoda, Hyalellidae. The coding region runs from base 92 to 3730 and encodes 1212 amino acids.
CAGAUGUCAUACAUACAUUCUUGAUAGCUUAGAACAAUGCCAAUAUUGCAAAGCAGUGCCUAAGCUUAGGAGCUUCUCUGAUUUCCUGGCCAUGGAACUGAAGGUUUGGGUGGAUGGUAUUCAAAGGAUUGUUUGCGGUGUUACCCAAGCCACCACGUGCCAGGAUGUUGUGUUUGCCCUGGCACAUGCAACCAGCACUACUGGCCGCUUCACUUUAAUUGAGAGAUGGCGCAGCAACGAGCGCCUUUUGGCACCAUCUCAGCAUCCCUUAAAGGUAUUGCUGAAGUGGGGAGAACACGCAAGCGAUGUGCAGUUUAUUCUACAGCGCACUUCUUUGAACUAUAAGAAUGGCCACAACUUGAGCAGCAGAACUCCUAUCAGCCCUGAAGCUGAUAGUCCUGAACUACAAAUUGACUCAGAGAGUGGCCAGCAGCGGCACUUACAAGCAGCUACUCGUAAUAGAAACCACAUAUGCAAUAACAAUAACACACAUGGCGAUGGCUUGUCUCCCUCAUCUAACACGCCAGUUGGAGGCGCUCGAGACAUACGCAAAUCCUUGACGUUUAGUGGUGCAAUGGUGUCACGGGAAGCUCGUGCCUCGGGCAGAGGGGUGCCAUCUUAUGACUCUGCCAAGGUAGAAUAUUCCUCUGCUGGCCUGCCAGACGUAAGUAAUGUAAAGUUUGGUGCACCCUCUGCCGUGUGUGUGUCAACUGCCAUACAUUUUAUGGAUACUAACACCAAACUAAACUCCUCUAAUAUUACCGAGAUGAGUUCUUUAUCCCCUGCAAAUUUUUCUUCUCGUCAGCAUGAGCUACAGCAACAAGGAGUGUUCCUAUCGCAUGAGCUGCUUCCUGCAUCAACUUCCCAUCACAUAAGCGGGACACAGAAUCAAUUGCCGCGUAGUAAUCCUCAUAUAACUUCUCGCAGCUCCCAGCCAUCUCCUUCCAGUCCUGCCUCGUUCUUUCACGACCGCCAUUCCCCUCUGAAAACUCCUCCCAUCAUCCCACCCUCUGGUACGAGGCCCCCUGCACCCCCUCCCUAUGAGCAGGUGAGAGGCUACCCUCCCUCGCCACCGCUCUAUGGCGGCUCCAUCAGAAGAAGAGGAUAUCGACAUUCUCCUUCAAAGAGCGCUGUUCAUCACAUGAGACAGCAUUCUUCUCCUGCACUGCCGUCAUGUAAUCAAGACGCGGUUGCUGCAUCCUCAACAAUAAGAACAUUAACUUCAGGCACGAGCAGUAGCUUUUACACUCCUCAAUACAUGCCCAGUAACAUGAGUGCAAACUUUCAUUCCUCACAAAAUAUUAAUCCUAACACCAACCCACUUAAGUUGGAGUAUUCGAGAUCCGAUUCGCCGAAUUACUAUUACAGUUCUCCGUCUUAUACUCAAUCACGUCAUCAGAACAAUGAGCGAUUACAAUCCCCAACCUCCCAUCUCUCUUCAGCUGACAAUCGCACCAGCAGUGCAAACGAGCCUAGGCAAUGUAACCAACAACAGGAAUCUCCUUAUGGUUAUGCCAACAGCAGUCCCCACAAAGCCUUUGUAGCUGCUGGUCAGGUGUUACAUUCUCCAAAAAAUGAUAAUUUUCCUAUCGUAUCCAACUCUUCGGUAGGAAAUUGUAGCAAAGUAAAUGUAUUUCAUCCAUCAACGCAAAGUAGUAAUAUUGUUGAUGAGAAUGGCUGUGCUCGACGUAGUGCAUUUAAGGCUAUCUCAAAUAAAUCUGAAGUAACUGUCCCUCAAAGAAUGCUUCCCCCUUACCGACCACCUCCACCGCCCCCCUCAGCAACUAAAGUGACGCCCUCAACCAUUGGGGGCCAUUGCAUGUCAUCAGACGGGCGACAUGCACCCACCACUUCUUCACCUCUUGUACUGACGACAGUUUAUGGAGGCAGACAUGCGUUGAGUCAUGGCUCCAUCUCUCCACCGUCUGCUCUUCACCAUCAUAAAAACAAUGUAGUUCCACCAUCUCCGACCAGUGAAAAUAAUGCGUCAUUAUCCUAUAGUUCUGUUACAAAUCAUCGUGUAGAUGAUGGUAGCAUUUUUAGCAAAGGAAAGAAUAGUGUUAUGGUGUCAAAUAAUGAACUGGUGGCUUCGUCUCGUACAGUUGCAAGCGGACAGACCGCGUGGCCAAAACCUAAUCAUUCAUGUGAUAGUCAUCUUAACAGCCCAAAUUCUGGAUUGUUGCUACUGAAGAACUCGACUACUGAGCUAAAUGGAUACGAUUCCAACUGGCAACUUCGAGAAAGUAUAAAAAAAUCUAACUUUAGCAAUGGGCAAUUGGAUUCAACUAACUCUGGAAACGGCUUUCUCAUAACCAGCAGUAAAAGCGUCACAAACUCUUCAAGCAGCUCGGUGGUAUCUCUAUCAAAAUGCAGUAGCAGUCCUUCUGCAUCGUCACGUUCAGAAACGAAGAUCGAUGUCACUUCAUCUCCAAAGAACCCUUAUAUUCAUGGAUUUGAAGAGGUGCAUCAUUCCAUGCAAAGCAGUAUUGUUAGCAUCAACGGCUCUGCGUCCAUAAACCACGUUAGAGCAAACUCUGUUCCUGGAAGUAGUUCGUCACCUUGCAAGAAUCUUGCCUCGCGUACAUCGCCGUCUGGCCUGCUUGAAGAUUCCGUCCUCUCUACUGAGCACGAAGCUGUUGUGACAUCCAAUUCACAGAACUGGAUGAACGAAAGACUUGAAAUUAGUUCUACAAACACCAGCGGAAAAAUCGACCAUAAUGUUGCCGAAUCCAAGAAUGAGAGUAGCAAAGAACGUGGUGCAGAGGACGCAAAUUAUCUUUCAAAAGUGUCCGAUAGUAGCGUGGAGGCAGCGACACAUGGUGACUGUAGUGUUGAGGGUCGUACCAAGCUAAUUCAUGAUGAGGAACUCGAGGAAGCGGAGGAGGAAGAGAGCGGGAGGAGUCCAUCUCCUCAGGGCCACAUAUUCCCUCCCACUGAGCCUGCACCUUCGGUCAUGGGGCGACAGGUGGAACACAUCGUGCUGGACAACGUUCAUCAAGACUUGGUGGCGCUCGUCAACCAGCAGAGAGAUCAGCUCACCGGACAACAAAUACAACUUACCAAAUUUGAAGCAGAAAUUACGUAUUUAGAAGGGCGCUGGAGAGAAGACCAAGCUAAGCUUGACUUUGCUCAUUCAGAAAUGGAACGGCUUUCUCUGCUGCAUCAAAAGCUGGAUGAGGAACUUCGAGCCGAGGAUCCCGACGCAGAAGAAGAGAAACUGAAGAGCGUCAUUGACACCAAAGAGCGGCUGUCUCAGGAGAUGAUCUCCGUGCGUCAGCAGAUACAUCAGUGCGACGCCCAGAUCGCUCAUCUCACUUCCAAUAUCACAUCACUGGAAGAGGAACUUCUGUCUCUGAAACUCGCGAACGAUGAGAAGCUGCUCGAGAUCGGAGAAGACGAGGAUGGAUUCGAUUUUUAUCCUCGGGACGCCGAGUAUUCACAGAACUCGACAGAAGUACCAUCGCCUGAACUUGCUAAAGUGUUAGAAGAAGUCGAGUCGGCGUUGGCUGGCAAACGUGAGCAAGUAGAGGAGCUCAAACGAGCGAUGAUGUCAGAAAACCUGGAGGCUCUCAGCCUCACGCCCCCUGAUCGCCUGGCUGCUUCUCUCCACGCCCCUACGGGUGCCGCCGCUGCAGCAGUGUGUGGGGUUUCCCGUCGGAUAAUCGGGUCGCCUCGUAUGCUGGAAACCGCAGUCCCAACAUCCAAGAAUCCCCAUGGCGUGUGGGUGUAAAUGCCAUCACUGUUGCCUUAAAUGCAAUUUGCUGUCGUGUAGUGCCGGUGGCUGCAUACUCAGAUCAUUCAGCGCAAGAACUAAGAAGGCCUGAGCUGUUAAGCUCAGGCACCGGAUGCUGCUCCAAUGCACCAAUGUCUCGCUUCAGCCAUAAGUGGUUGCUUAUCUUCACUAACUCGCAUGCGCGCUGCCUUAACCACCUAGUGCUGUAUCACCUCCUGUACAUAUCACUUGCCUUUAUGAAUGUAUCCCAUUUAAUAAACAUUAAAAGCCCUUGAAUGCAUUUUAGGAGAAAUACUUUCGUUAAUAGUGUUACAUUAAUAGGUAAGGUUCAGUUCUGAGCCGCCUCGAGUUGCCACGAGGGGGAACAUCUGCCAUAAUUAGACGUUUAGCUGUGUUGUGUAAUCAUUAUCUUGCCUAAGGCUGGUCCUGUAAACUUAAAAAUGACCGAUUUUUGGUUAAUUUUUGCUUUCAGAGUUUCUAACUUCAUUUAAUUUUAUUAUUGUGAACAUAUUAUUCUCAUGAUUAUACUUCUCUUCUACGAGGAAAAUAUCCAAGUGUUCUCUUACAUUACAAUUCACUAUUUUAACGCAAGUAUCUGUUCACAAUUAUUUGUCAUGCUUCGAUUCUAAUUUCUCAGAAUUGGAAUGCCGAAAUUUUGUGAAUGUAUGUACUCCACCAUUACCGUUGAGAUAUUUCUUAUCUUUUUGCCUAGUGCAAACAUUUAGUUCUUUAUGUGAUUAAGUUAUGCAUUAUAAUUUAAAGCUGAUUAGUAUAGGAUUGAUGAAAUUUUUGUCAGCAUUUAAUUUUGAUGAAAUCAUGUUAGCCAACAUUUUUUUCACUCAAUUCUAAGAAUUUUGUCUAUCCCAAGACUAAGGGGCUCAGGUCCGAGAGCACCGCUACUAUUGAUAUUCAAUUGAUAUUAAUUAAACGACACAUCCUCUUAUCAUUAUCAUAGACUUGUAUUUGGAUGUUUUAUUCACUUUUAAGCUCCUCUUAAUUGUGUUGGCUUCAAAGAAUCUGUAUUCGGGACUGCAUUUGCGAGAGAUCGCCGAUGGAGGUACCAUAAGCUGCCUCCAGCCCGGUAUGGGGAGCACUAACCGGUGAAGUGUGUGUGGUUAUGGGGCAAAUUUACCAAGGUGUAACACGAUGAUCUGAUGAAUUUCGCUUUAAAAUAAUCAUUAUUAGUUAAUGUUGUUUUGAGGAAUGAGCACUCGUCGAGUACUCCCAUUAUGUUGUUAUUAUCAUACUCAGCUUGAGAUGUCUGUAUAUAAGUUCUUGAUCUUUGUUGUUGUUGAAUGAUGUAAUACUGAGUUAUGAAAAUUAAUUUUUAUCUCCAUUCUAACAGUGUCUUUGUGGCAAGUUUCGUGCUUAAUGUAUCGAAUUCGAUCUGAAUUUGUUUUUAUUUUAUUGAUGGUAAUCAUUUUACUCCUAAUGAACACGUAAAGCGAGUAUCAUUUACUAAGUGCACGAAGAACAUUAUUGUGGCAUUACUCUUAAAAAAUUACCCAAAGAUGUGUUAAGUGAUGAAGACCGUUUCAUUCACCAAUUAAAAUUAGAGCUAUUAAUUGCUGAUAUUGAUAAUUUAAAGACUUCUCCAUUCUACCUUAGUUUUUUAAUCGUUGGGAGCACUCAAAGCAUUUUUUAGUUACUCAUUAAUUUUAAGUAGAAAAAUCCUACGUGUAAAAAUAGUUACGGAAGUGAAAAGGACUUCUUUGUUUCAUGUGUGAGAAUGCGUGAGCGGAGAGGAUGCUCUUGGCAAUGGUCUAGUCUCAUUUGUGGCAACUGUACUCAAUAAUUGUAAUAGAUAGUAAAGAUGCGUUGGGUAAUGGGAAAUAUUCACAAAUUCGCAACGACUGAGAAAUGUUGGAGCAUAGCUGUGUUUGUAACACCGAUGGACAUCUAUUGGAUUGUGCGACGAUCGUCUUUCACUAGUAGUUUUGCUUCUCUUUAUUUUGCUCAUUUGCAGCUGGACACUUGAGCACUGUUGUAUGAUUAGAAUUACAGUGUCAUCACCAGUGAUGUGUUUCAUCCCAUUUCUUGAUUUGUUGCAACUAGGUAUGUAAAUAAUUUGCAGCUACUAGGUAUGUAAUACAGGAAAAAACGUGUAACAAACUGUUUAUUUCACUUGAUGAUUAGCUACUUAUAGUAAGUGAAUAUAACUUUUACUUUAAAUCACGUAUUAGGUAGUCAUUUCAUCGUAACUAAGAGACACAAAAAUAACAUCGAGUUCCAUCGUC